Messenger RNA from Vitrella brassicaformis, 1315 nucleotides. NCBI's taxonomy places the organism in Eukaryota, Vitrellaceae. The record is from the annotation of a GenBank genome assembly.
CUACGAGCCAUGACUUUUGAUGGGUGUCAUGAGGCCUCCGUCGUCACUCCAACUGCUGCUGUGUCCAUAAAGCCGUUUGUGACAUCCUGUGUGCUGUCCGGGAGCUGCAGACGCGCUUCAUCCUCUGAAGGCUAUUUUGUCUGAAGGCGACGCCAUCGCUCACAAUUGCAGAUGGUGUUUCAGCUGGUGCACUCAUCAGCUGGUUUCGGCUUUACCGGUGUCUGAUGGCGUCCGUGCUGUCAUCCGACGUGCUCACUCUGUCGAAGAGGCUCUUGGGGACGGCUCUCACCGACGAGCAAUUGGCGGCUGUUCAACUCGUUAUGCGGCAAGCGGCAUGACGGUGCAGUAUGUGGGAACCGCCGGUGCUCAUCUUACGGUAUAGACACACACGCACACACAGGCAGGUAGGAAGGGAGGAGGCCAGACAUCGAUGUGUGCCGACCUGUCUGUGUGUGUGUGCAGGCCAGAAACGGAGGAGUUGGUUGUGUGGCGGUCGGUCGGUCUGUCUGUCAGGUUGGCUCAGGUCGAUGAUCAAGUGUGUUGUUCAAAGCAACCUCAGACGGUUGAUGCUUUUCACUUCUUGAAUGUCUUGUGGAUGUGCAGACAGACAGACAGACAGACGAAUGUACACGGCCGUUCACACUCACUCACACACGGGCACUCACGGCAGUCCGAUCACCCCCACCCGCCCCACCGCCCGCCCAUUCACCAGCCGGUCCAUCCAUCCAGCCGUCCAUCGACACGAUGUCCGACUCAUUCACAUGAUCGUCUGUGUGUGUGUGUGUCUGUCUGUCAGGUCUGAAGGUGCGGAGUGAGCAUGAGGACGGCUGCAGUGUGUGCCUGGGAGAAAGUAAACCAGGCCAUCGCGAAUACGUCCGUACACACGCACACACGCCACCAUCCGUUCAUUUGAAUGUUGCUGUCUCGCCCACACACACAGGCGUCCAAGACGAUCUCCAAGGGCUCCAAGCCCGACCGUCUGCUCAUCAAGGGCUAUCAGCCUCCCCGGCCUCCAGGCAAUUGUGACAUACAACACAACACAACACACUGACAGACGUCUGUGCGUGGUGUGUGUGGCUGCAUGCAGGGCAAAUUCAAGGCUGUGCUGGGGUCGUGAUAGGUGCUGGGGUGGUGUGAGCGUGUUCCUCUUUCGGUGUUAUGCGUGAAAUCGUGUUCGUGUUGGCCGUUGUGUGAUCGGGGAGAUUUGGUCUGCAAGAUGAUGAUGAAUUGGCCUUCAUUGCAAAGACAAUUGACGUGCAGCACGUGUAGACGAGUCCAAUUCACUUCGAUGACAUGAAACAACACACAUGUAGAC